This is a messenger RNA of Octopus sinensis (East Asian common octopus), 922 nucleotides long. RefSeq lists its product as uncharacterized. Gene Ontology annotation, cellular component: centriole; centrosome; cytosol. The record is from RefSeq and is a predicted model, not a curated record. The transcript has 4 exons. Gene Ontology annotation, biological process: regulation of centriole replication. Bases 29 to 907 code for a protein of 292 amino acids. Lineage: Eukaryota; Metazoa; Mollusca; Cephalopoda; Octopoda; Octopodidae.
GGAAGAAUUGACGGGGGAGGGGGUUAUUAUGGGAAGAAAUGAGUCCCAUGACUCACGACUGACAUACAAAACUGACGAUACUGUGAUAUAUUUUCAAGAAUAUAUACAAAACCAAAACAACGAAAAUUUAAGUGAGGAAAAUUCAGUCAACUCGUAUAAAAAUUCAACUACUUCCCUAUAUAAUGAAGUAGAAAAUCUAAAUAGCAGAAAAAGUGACUUUGAAUUCCCCCCGAUAACCUCUCGUUUGUGGAACCUGUGGAUAAAUGCAAAUAAACGACGACCAGAGCUGAUAGAGAGGGGCUUAAGAGUAAUCAGCAUGUUUAAAGAUUUCGAAAUACAUUUGAUGGAUCAAAUAUCGGAAAAUGAGUCGUGUAGUUCAGAGAAACUAAGACGAAUCAGUAGCAAUUCUAGCAUUUUUUAUCUCCGACCACAAAAAGAUGAAAUGAAUCAAUUUUGUUGGGAAAUUCCGCACGUUGAUGGAGUCGAAUGUUCUAAAAUGUCCCUCCAAGAAGCCUGCGAGUUACAUCGAGCUUCAUUUGUCCGGAAUUCCCAACAGAGACAGCAAAUACUCAAGCAAUUCAAAAAACAAGUAAAAAACGACCAAACAACGAGCAAAUCGACAACACAAAAUGUAUCAAUUGAACAGAAUAGUCGAUUAAGCCUGCCAAAACGGAGGCGGAUGUCGAAGGCUGAGAUCAAAGAACAGAACGCGAGAAUCUACGAGAGACUGCCUGAGGUGGUUGAAAGGAAGAAGGAGUUGGUUCGGUCCGAGUUCUACUCUCGAAACAGACAGCAAGUUCAACUGUUCAAUCAGAAGAUACUGGCAAGGCUGUUUUCCAGGGGUCCCAAAUAUUGUCCGAAUUCACGAUAUAAAUAUGUUGUGAUGAAGAAAAGUGAAGUGUCGUGAUUUUUUCGCUUUGUU